Messenger RNA from Spirodela intermedia, 4941 nucleotides. The record is from the annotation of a GenBank genome assembly. NCBI's taxonomy places the organism in Eukaryota, Viridiplantae, Streptophyta, Magnoliopsida, Alismatales, Araceae.
AUGCAUCGGCUCCGGGCUCUUCUGGUCUCCGGGUGCGGCGUUUCCCAGAGCGCCGGCGGCUCACUCGUGGGAUCGUCUGUUCUUCGGCGCACCUGGCCUACGCAUCAUGCUAUUUCGCCGACGGAGUCUACCGGGUUUCGUCGCCCACUCAGCGAGGUUCUCAGGAUGCCAACAAGGAGUCUGAUCGUCGAAACGCUCGCUCAACAGCCGGUGAGGUUGGAGAGGCUCUCCGGCCCCGAUAACGGUAAUGCUACACCCUCUUUGUUCUCUCGGUGGAGCUUGCCUCUUCGGGGUAAUGCCGAAUGUUCUGUUGGAUUUGGUUGCAGGUAUUGUUGCGCUGAAGUUGGAUAGGCCGGAAGCGAAGAACGCCAUCAGUAAAGAUAUGCUGAAGGGAAUUCAGAGUACCCUGCAUUCGCUGAGGGGGGACAUGUCGGCUACUGUCAUGAUGGUUUGCAGCUGUGUUUCCAGAGUCUUCUGCGCCGGUGCUGACCUCAAGGUUAAGACCGGACUUUUCCUUUUCUCAUCAUUCUACGAGUUCGCGGUCAUUUUGAAAGAAACAAUAAAUGGGGAAUGCUUUUCAUAUGGCUGGAGUAGGUGAGCCAUGAUUGAGUGUUGAAAGAGACGCCCGCAUCAAAAUUUUAAGUAGACAUUAUAUGUAGGACACUUGUGGCCUUCUGAAGAUACGAUUUGAUAUUUUACAGCUUUGUCUUGAGGUGACUCGUUCUUUCCAAACUGAAACGUAAGAACCGUACAAAGAUGGAAGAUAGAAAUAUUUCGGUAGUUCAUUUCUUAAGCUUGAAGUCAUUCUGUUCGAUGGGCUUGACACUGGCUCUUUCUUUCAUAUUACUCAGAUAAACAAAUUUAAACUCUUCGUAGGAUGUUAACAGCUUAGAGUAGGAGGCAUACACCCGUGCCAUGACCGGUUCUGAUUUAUACUAAAUUUGCUUCCAAGUCUGUCUAACAUCUGCCCCAAUUUUAUGAAAUAUUGGAGGAAGAGGUUGAUACCAAUUUUCUCCACAUCUGUAUUUCUUUUCCAUCUUAGGCUUUAUAAGAAGCAAAAUUUAUGGCAUUUUUUCACAGUACACAUCUUUUUUUAAUGAACUACUAGAAAUAAAACCCAGCACCCAAUGCCCUUUAUUUUAAUGAGCAACUGUAAAUCAGAUCAAGUGAAUGAAAAUCAUCGCUCUUUUGCUAGUUCUCACGGCAAGUAUUUAUGAAGGGCUUCAGGUUUCUGGCAGUGGUGAGACUUGAGUCCCAUGAUGUCAGCUUGCAUGUAUAAGGGAACUAUUUAAAUAUUUUCUCUGGUCAGCUUCAUGCAACAAGAAUAACCCUCAGAGUGUUGCAACAUUCUAGGGACUUUCAAUCUGGAAAGGAAAUUGGUGUAUUGCGGUCUUAUCUACAAAAUGUAUUUCCCUCGUAUGUUUACUUUUGAAUAGUAGAAAUCAUUCUUCAGAUUUCUUUGAUGAUGGUUUCGCUCGUAAAAGUUAUCUAGUUAUAUGUUGUCCAUUGAUAGCAGCCACUGCCAAAGAAAUCAGUCACAAAACUUGCGAAUUUAUCUAUCUAUUUAUUCAUCUUAAGGAUUUUCUCUAUUGCCUUUCAUAGGUGAGACUGUUAUGUAAACAUCCUGGCAGAUCUUUUUAGGCAAUUUUUUCUAGCCAUCAUUCUGCCAUUCUAGAGAGUUGGUUCUGUCAUCCGAAGUUUUCUUGUGUGAAUCAAUUGGAAUCCAUUGUAAGAGAUAUAAUGGUGGUUUUAACAGCAAAUCUUGAAUUUAAUUUAAGGUGGAUGUUACUCUCUUGUCUAGGUGUUCCUUUUAGUGGAAUACAUCAGUCACGAACUCGGAAUGUGAUUUGAUUAAAGGUAAUAUGUAUUUAUCCUCGUGAGAUCUUUCUUUCUGUCUUUAUUUGUAUCCCUUAGGUCCAUGUUGGCCCAUCUUUUUAUUGUUUGUAAUUUUAUAUCGGACAAGUUGAACCCUGACUCAGCUCAUUAAUAUCUAUGCCAUAUAAGUGAUUUGGAGAAAAGCAAUUCCUACGGGAUCAUGUUGUGAUCUGGAAAUGAUUUUGAAUAGGUCUAGGAGAACAUGCCUAGGUAACGAUGAAGUAGACUUUGAUAUAGCCAGCAUUGCUUCAACUGAACUUUGCAAUCAUAUAAUUUCAUUGUAUCCUUUUCACUUCAAAACCCCUGGAGAGGUUUGUAUCUUCGGCGUGUAAUUACUGUAAUCCUGUCAGAACUGCUUUUAAAUUUUAAUUUAUGCACGGUGGCAGUAUUAUUUGCCAUGUCACUUGACUUAUGUCGUUAUCAUGAUUCUUGAAUGAGGGAUGAUUCUUAAAAGGGUGUUCAAGCGACUGUGAUUGUGGGUGUGUUUUCCUGGGUACACUUUUUCUAGAUAUUUGUUUUCUAACUUGGUUCAUGCAGUUAGGCCGUUGGGCAUAUCAUUAACUUUUUAGUUAUUUUAAACUAGUAUAGUAAUUCUCUUAGCCAUGUUUUUAAAAAUUUGCAGAUCGUUACAAGAUAUGUAUCACAAGUUUCAAGGGCAAUAGUUCGUUGAUUAGGAAAAGAUACUGAUAAGUCCCUUGUGUGUGUGUGGUAAAUCGAGGGUAAUUACUUCGGUCUACUAUCAAACCAGAAGGUCCUUUACCAUGAGGCUGAUCUCUAGCAUCUUGGGUGUAGCUCUUAUCUUACUUUUUGUCUUCUCUGCUUCCCAUCAUCUAUCUCCUUUUGCUGUUUUCUCCCGUCCUGAAUAAUCCUUAAAUAGUUAUCUUCACAUCUAUUGACCCAGUCAAUGACCGCAAACAAUUCUAGACCAGAGGCACAUUUCCAGUCUCUCAUUACAACCUAUCCACAACUGUAUUCUUCGCAUGCAACAAUGAAGAAAGCUGAUCCAUGGAGAUUCACAUAGAUUUAGUCCAUAACCACCCCUUGCAAAGAACCGAUCGGAUCUUUCAUGACAUGCCUACUUCCUUCCAGUUUCGCCUCACACAGACAAUGUUUUUUGUCCUGCGCGUUUUAAAUCAGACCCAACUAUCGAAUUGCAUAAAAAAGGAUGUAUCUUGUGGAAACUUAAUGUAUUAAUGCAUACAAAAGAGUUUGGUACUGCCUCUGUCUGACUUCCUUGGCUUUAUGAUUUGAAAGAAUGGUACUGAGUAUUCAGUUUUGCUGGGUACAGACCGGUAAAACUUCAGCUUGAGUUUUGGUCGGCAGCUGAGGCUGUGUUUUAUUUUUCACAUUCUUAAGUAGCGAAGGUGAGAGUGUUCUUGGUGAACGAAGGUGGCAUGUUUACGCCUUUCAUACAACAUUUUCUUGUAAUUUAGUUUUAUUGUCAAUAAAAUAUUUUCUUCCUUCCUGGUGUGGAAAAUCACUUUCAAUUGUCGUUAAAUCCAGUUUACCUUGAGCUAUAACUAAUUAUCCUUUUCAGCUGGUAGAUCGGCUAAAUGUUUGAAUGAUUAUGAAAAAAAUGUCCUUUUUCCUCUCUUGAAACUUUCUCGAUAGUUUCGGGUUUCUACAUUGCCUUGAUGCAAUCUUAAAGCCAUUCAACUCGGAGACAGAAAGUGCGUAGGGUUACUGUUGACUCCAUCACUCUCUUUCUUCACAGUACCCAUUUUCUCUUUUUCAUAUGUCAAUCAGCACAAUUUUUUUUUCUUUUAAUAGAUAUUUCAUCUGAAACGCCACUUGUUAUGUUUUGUUAAUAUGCAUGAAUAACUGUGGUGAUGGGUUACGCUUUCUUUGGAUUUUCCUUGAGAGUACUGGUCUCUGUUCCUAGACCAACAAAGACCUUGAAUACUGAACCAUAUUUGACCAUUAUUUUUCUGUAGGAGCGCAAGCUUAUGAGUCCUUCAGAGGUGAAGGAUUUUGUGAACUCUUUGCGGUCAGCAUUCACAGUCAUGGAGGUUGUUCUCUCGAUGCCCUUUCUGAAAAUGUUUCAAAUCCCUUCACUCAUAAAGAAGUAUUAUGGCUGAAUCCUGUUAAAUGAAGUGACACCAUUAUCUCUGAAAAGGUUAUACAUUGUUCAUCAGUAGGCACCAAUAAUUUCCUACCAGAAAAUAGUUUUAUCGGCUGCAAAGGGCUCGUUUUAAGCAGGUGCUUCCUAUCCCCACAAUCGCUGUCAUUGAAGGUGCUGCAUUGGGUGGAGGAUUAGAGCUGGCGCUCUCAUGUGAUCUUCGAAUAUGUGGUACCACCCUCUUCAACAUGCCCAACUUCCAUAUAUCACUUGUAUUAGUGUAGAUCUCACUGAAUUAUGAACUUAAUUCUAAUCCCUUACUUAGGAGAAGAUGCAGUAUUUGCCUUGCCCGAAACUGGGCUCGCUAUAAUACCCGGGUAUAUACUUCAUCUAAGUUCUCUAUGCUUUGUACAAAAAUGGAACAUGACCAAAAUGCUCAUUUUUAUUUGAAACUCUUGUUCAUCUCUAUUUCUAGGGCGGGUGGGACGCAAAGGCUACCAAGAAUAAUAGGGAAAGCUUCUGCGAAGGAGCUGAUCUUCACUGGUCGGAAGGUUGAUGCAAAGGAAGCUAUGGCUCUCGGUAUCUCCCUUGCUUUUUUUUUUUAAUGAUAUCGUGGGUUUCUGUUUCCUUCCCCUGGCCAUGUAUUUCAUAGAUUCAUCCAUAAAUCUCUUGCACAGGCCUUGUUAAUCACUGUGUUCCUCCUGGAGAUGCUUAUCACAAGGCCCUUGAAAUCGCCCGAGAUAUAAACCAGAAGGUACAGAUUGUCCUCCGGUGGGAUCUCCAUCUUCUCUCAAAUCUCUUCUCCUCGGAUGAAUCAUGGCUGCUUUCAGGGUCCGUUGGCUUUAAGGAUGGCCAAGCAUGCAAUCAACGAGGGGCUGGAGGUUGAGAUGUCUUCUGCUCUGGCGGUGGAGGAGCGUUGCUAUAACAGCCUUUUGAACACGAACGAUCGCCUUGAAGGAUUGGCGGCCUUUGCGGAGAAGAGAAAGCCAAGAUACACCGGCAAGUGA